AUGGCUACACCCGCUAUGGAAUCUGCCGAUCCUGUUUUUGAUACCUACGAUGGUACCACACAGCUCAGUGAUGCAGAAACUGCUAUUCUAAAGGAAGAGCUGCGAAAGACUGAAGAGGAAAUACAAACACUGAAACAGGUUCUCCUCGCGCGCCAAAAGCACGCUUCUGAGCUGAAACGUAAACUAGGACUGAAUCCGUUGGUUGAGCUCGGAAAUGACAUCAACAAAGGACUCAAGGCCGUUACCGACACUGAAGCCUUCCAAAAAACUUCCGAAGUUGCCGCUGCAACUGCAGAUACCGUGAAGCACAAGUGGAACGAUAUGCGCAAUUCAUCUCUCUUCAAAUCGUUCGAAUCGAAACUUGGAACUGCAUACACAAGCGUGAGUGUUUCAACUAAUAUUAGAAUUAAGUUUUUUGUUGAUACAUCUACAUUGUUUUUCUGUGAAGUAAUCAAUACUCCUGUACAAGUUGUUGAUCAGUUUUUGCCUGGUCGAGCAAAGAAAUUCCCAUAG
Messenger RNA from Haemonchus placei, 513 nucleotides. Lineage: Eukaryota; Metazoa; Nematoda; Chromadorea; Rhabditida; Trichostrongylidae. The record is from the annotation of a GenBank genome assembly.